CCAUCUGGGAUUCUGGGAUUCUAUGACACAGACACCCAUGGGAGGGGUUCAAGGGCUUCCUGCCCCAUCCUCACCCUCCCCAUCACUGAUUACCCUGAGCUUUGAGGCUAAUGCCCAACACCUGACCAGCUUAUUCUCCUGAGCCUAUUAUCAGCUUAAGGACCAAAGACAUCUGCUCCCCAGAACCCUCCCGCAGAGCUGAAGGAGUCCUCAAGCCUGGAGCAAGAGAGCAAGAGCGCAGUCAACGGCAUCUCCCCUCGGAUGGGUCUCUGAACGUCUGCAGGGCUGACCCCUCGUCCCCAGAGGGCAAAAUGGCUCAGGACAUGACAGAGAAGGAGCUGCUGAAGAUGGAGCUGGAUCAGCUGAAGAAGGAGGUGAAGAACGAGAGGCAAAUGAUCUCCAAGACAGGCAAAGAGCUCAAGGAAUACAUCGAGUCCAUGGCAGGAGAGGACCCGCUGCUGAAAGGAGUCCCCGAGGACAAGAACCCCUUUAAGGAGAAGGGUGGCUGUACGAUAAGCUGACCCCGCUGCUGCUGACACCGCUGGGCACAGGGAUGUUCCCAUUUGCAAGCCAAGACUGUCCAAACCUGCUUUCCCUGUAGUCUGCCCUCAGCACUGGGGAGCCCAGAACCCAAGCGUAGCGCAUCUAAGGGACAGCAAAAGCAGCAAACCAAAGAAGAAAACCCCAUGUCACCCCACUGCCACGGAGAUGAGGUUCAGCAGCCAGCACAGCGCCAGCUUUCGUGUUCUCACAGCUCAGCUGCACUUGGUUUCCUGCAGGCAAAACUUCUGCAUUUUGAGCAGCCAGCAGCACACUGGGCUUGAAUGAAACCACAGAGCUGGGGGUGCUCUCAGGCACCUCCAAGCAGCCCAACACCAGAGCUGAGCCCCACUUGUUGCAGAAGAACCUCCCAGCAGGACCUUGCCCAAGCCAGUUCCUCUCGGCGCAUUAGGCACAGGAGGGGCAAUACCCACUGCUUUGAGGUCAAACCCUCACCCCACGUCUCGGUCUCGCUUCCUCCCCUGGAAACCCCCUGGCAGCCAUGGGAAAGCAAGCCCAGGUCCUGCCUGCGACCAUGGUGGCUCCGAGCUCUGCCUCUGCUUCCCGUCAGCUCCCUGCUGCUGCCACCGCCAGGCCCCAGCGAGGGGCAGAGGGGCUGCAGAGCCUCAUCCCACCAUGUCCCAGCAGCCAUGGGGAUGACUUGGAGCAGCAACUCCUUGGAGCGAGCAAGGCAGGACUCACCAAGCCCUGAGCUAGCAGUGCCAGGCCAUGAUCCUCUUGCUCCCAAGGGCAAAUCUCAUCCCUUGCUUGGUAGAAAACAGCCAGCUUCUGUGUUCUGGAGGGUGAUACUUUGGGGAAGAGUUCUGGGGCUGUUUGGGGUUUUUUCUGAUCAAUUAUAGCUACAUAUUAUCUUUGGGAAAACACCCCAAAACUUGCCCAAUCUUUUUAUUUCAGCUCUUUUUAUUUGCAGCUCUUCUCAUUUCUGAAAGUCCCUCAGGUCCUGUCCCACUUCUGCUUCAUGCUAAUCCACCUCUGAGACCACAGUAGAUCUCAGAGCCCUGCUCUGCUCAGUUACACACAUCCCAUGGCAGAUUCAGACCCAGCAAAGACAACGGCUGCAAACUUAGGGCAGGGGCAAACCUGUUUCAUCCAGCGCUAGGGAAGAGGCGAUGGUGCAGCAAGUACCUGUUGGGAAGCGGGUGUGUGGGUACCACGAUCCUGCUGAGGCUCCAGGAGCACAUGGAAAUGGGUCUGGCCCUCAAUUCAAUGCUGUGCUAGCAGGGAAACUGCUGUUAACCCCACUUGGAGCAGCGUUUUCCUGCCUGCCUGGUCCCAUCCACGACCAGCCCUGCUCAGCACCGUCCAUAGGAUCCCUUCAGCCCCAGGAACGCCCCAGGAUGGGGGUUCCCUGGCAGGGACAGACACUAAGGAAAAGGCCUUUCCUCAGGUGGGGGGGUCCCCACCGCUCCCUGCAGCCACUACCGGCACCCACGCACCUCCCUACCCAAAAAGGACCGAAAUAAGGUGGUUUCGUUCUUUCCUGCAGACGCUAAAUAAACCCGCCAGCUCCGCCACGGCCUCUGUCUUUCUUGCGGCGGAAAAGGGGCAGGGUU
Messenger RNA from Strigops habroptila (Kakapo), 2114 nucleotides. It is a transcript of the gene GNGT2, whose product is annotated as G protein subunit gamma transducin 2. Gene Ontology annotation, cellular component: heterotrimeric G-protein complex. Gene Ontology annotation, biological process: G protein-coupled receptor signaling pathway. Gene Ontology annotation, molecular function: G-protein beta-subunit binding. The transcript is spliced from 3 exons. Bases 312 to 521 code for a protein of 69 amino acids. Lineage: Eukaryota; Metazoa; Chordata; Aves; Psittaciformes; Psittacidae. The record is from RefSeq and is a predicted model, not a curated record.